AUGAAGACUAAGACCCUUUAUGAUUUUAUAAAGUUGCAAGACGGUAUCUUGAAUGUUCCCUUACGUCAUGAUGUAUAUCCCACAUUAGUUAACCAAUCAUGCCAUUUUUUAUUUAGCAGUAGAGAGCUAAAGCUUAAUUUUAUUGAGCAAAUUAAAGGUAAGGGCACAGUGUUGUUAAACUGCGGCCAAGAAGAGUACUGUAAUAAUGGACCCACCAUCAUUCGAAGCGUAAGUUCAUUUGAAAACUUAUUACUCUUUUUGCAAAGUUUGUUGACUGAAUACCUAGAUUAUGAAUUACGAAAUUUAGUUAUUGACAACAUAUCAGUCUUUUAUUGGGAGCUUAAAGUGCUACACCUGAUGAGCUAUAAAAGUAUUGGAUACAGAUCUGAUUCUUCAAAUCAAAGUUAUAAAAGAUUCCUUGAUCUCUUGGAACAAUUGAAGGAGAAGUUUAAAUGUAAUAUCGUUAUAACUUCAUGGGAUGUAACUUUUGACAAAGGUUACAAUUACAAAGGCAAGGAAGAUAUUGUUCCGAAAGAUAUAUCGUCUCUUUCAUAUUUAUCCCCGAUGUAUUUAUUCUGGUGCGAUUACAUUUUGCAUGCAGAUGAUUACUCUGACAAAUACUUCGAUAAGACAAAUCAUAGAUGGGUUGUCAUAGGAAAAGAAAACAAUUAG
Molecule: messenger RNA, 672 nt
Organism: Priceomyces carsonii
Lineage: Eukaryota; Fungi; Ascomycota; Pichiomycetes; Serinales; Debaryomycetaceae
Exons: 1
Coding region: 1-672 (223 amino acids)
Biological process (GO): recombinational repair
Cellular component (GO): Shu complex; nucleus
Source: RefSeq, a predicted model, not a curated record